CAUCUCAAGAGCAUCUGACAUCUCUACAGACACAGACAUGCUUCUCUCUGCACUUCUUGUGCUGGGCAUCAGCCUGAUUCCUGCUCAUUCCAAACCUGCAGGAGAAUAUCUCGGCAGCCCUCUUCUUGAACAGUGUUUUAAGGAGGCAAAGAAAGUUGUUGAUGAUGCAUACAAGUACUCCAGGGAAGAGAGUCUGAGACGAGUCCGCAGGGAGAUGGUGCGUCCUCACGAUACUUUUCGUCUCCUGAAGCAGCCUCGUGGUGACUCGCGCUCAGCUGUGAGAUCCGCUGACUACAUGGCACAAACCCUCCGUCUGCUGCAGGAGAGGGUGCAUCAUGUCCACAAACGCUCACUCAACGCAACAGAUUUGCUCUCCGCAGAGGAUCUGCAGAGGCUUGCCGAAAUAACUGGAUGUGCAGCUCGAGUCAGCCUUCCAUCAUGCCGCACCACGCCAAACCUCAACAAGUAUCGCACAGCCACCAGCCUCUGCAACAACAUAGUUGACCCUCGCCGCGGAGCCUCCAACACCCCCUUCGCCCGCUGGCUACCUGCCGAAUAUGAAGACGGCAUCUCUCAACCAAAAGGCUGGAACAACACCCGAAGAAUCAACAACUUCUUGCUCCCACUGGUGCGACUGGUGUCCAACAACAUCCUUCGCACAACAGACGCAGGCGUUGUCAACGACACACAGUUCACUCACAUGGUGACCUUGUUUGGUCAGUGGAACGACCACGAUCUCACCUUCACGCCGUUCUCCCCCAGCAUCCGAUCCUUCAGCAACGGGAUCAACUGUGAUGAGAGCUGUGAGAAAACUGAGCCAUGCAUCCCCAUCGCGAUUCCUCCCGGCGACCCCCGCCUGCCCACUGGCCCAGACAGCUGCAUCCCUGCAUUCAGAUCCGCCCCUGUUUGCGGGACGGGAGUUUCUGCCUUCAAUUUUGGUGGAGAACCCAACAAGAGAGAGCAGAUCAACACCCUGACAGCCUUCCUGGAUCUCGGCCAAGUGUACGGCUCUGAUGAGAAGCUUGCCCGGUUUCUUCGCGACCUUGAAAGUGAUGACGGCCUGCUGCGCGUGAACACAGAGUUCAGAGACAACCGGCGUGAGCUCCUGCCCUUUAGCCCGCUCCAGGCGAACAUGUGUGCCACUCGCAGAAGAGUUACCAACGACACGAACGCCAGAGAGGUGCCAUGUUUCAUCGCAGGCGAUGGCCGCGUGGACGAGAACAUCGCUCUGACGUCCAUUCACACCCUGUUUAUGCGCGAGCAUAACCGCCUGGCUCGGGAACUGAAGCGUCUCAACCGACAUUGGGACAGCGAGACGCUCUACCAAGAGGCCCGCAAGAUCCAGGGUGCUUACACACAGGUGUUUGUUUUCAGGGACUAUCUGCCUCACAUUGUGGGUGACGACGCGAUGCGUAGACAGCUCGGCCGUUACCCCGGCUACAAUCCUAACGUGGACCCCAGCAUCGCCAACGUCUUUGCAACAGCAGCUUACCGCUUCGCUCACUUGGCCAUCCAGCCAUUCUUAGGGCGUCUGGAUGAAAAUUUCCGUGAGACCAGUCGGUUCCCCAGCGUCCCCUUGUUCAAGGCCUUCUUCACGCCCUGGAGGAUCAUCUUUGAGGGUGGAAUUGACCCUCUGCUCCGUGGCUUGACGGGCAGUCCUGCUAAACUGAACACUCAGGAUCACAUGAUGGUGGACGCUCUGAGGGAGAGGUUGUUCCAGUUUGUGAUGCAUCUGGCUUUGGACUUGGGCUCUCUGAACAUGGAAAGGGGACGUGACCACGGCUUGCCUGGCUACAACGCCUGGCGCAAGUUCUGUGGCCUGUCUCAGCCCCAGAAUCAGGCGCAGCUCGCUCAGGUCUUGAACAACAGCGGCCUGGCUCGCAGGCUGCUGCAGCUCUACGGUACGGCCGACAACAUCGACAUCUGGAUGGGAGGCGUGGCGGAGCCGUUCGUCCGUGGUGGCCGUGUGGGGCCUGUGUUCGCCUGCCUCAUCGCAUCACAGUUCAAGAGGAUCCGCCAGGGUGACAGGCUGUGGUACGAGAACCCAGGCGUCUUUAACCGGGCUCAGAGAGCCGCUCUGGCCAGGGCCUCCUUAUCCGGAAUCAUCUGUGCCAACACCGGUAUCACGUCUGUCCCUGUUGACCCCUUCAGCAUCCGCUCUAACACUAACCGGCUCACCCGCUGCUCCAGCAUCCCCCGCCUGAACCUCUCAGCCUGGAGGGAGAGACCAUGCACAGGCACGGGUGAUAGCUGUAAUGAAGUCAAUCGAGAAGAGACUGUGAACCAGAUGAACCAAAUGAACCAGCAGGACCACCAGGACCUCCAGGACCUCCAGGCCCUCCUGGACAACGAGGUCCAAUAGGACCCCCAGGCCUCCCUGGAAAGCUUGCACUCAACUCCAAUGCUACACAGCUACAAUCGGCCUUCUCCGUCCUUCUGGGCGAGUACAACCCAUCCUCAAAGAAAAUUAUUAGUUUCCGUCAAGUCAUCUACAACAAACAGAACCUUUACAGCAACAAAACAGGCCUGUUUACGUGCGUCAUCCCCGGUGUCUAUCAGUUCAGCUUUCUCAGCAUAUCCUUUGUCAGUGUGGGAGAUGUGGACCUGAAGUGCAAUACCAAGCUGGUGCUGCGCGGUUACAAGGUGUAUCAGGGAGGUCACUACUUGUCAUCAGGUGACACGGUGAUCCAGCUAAAGGCGGGAGACAAAGUGUGGCUGGAGGCCAGCGAGGGGACCACCGGGCUGAGCACCAAAAGCUACUUCUCUGGACACCUGCUGUUCGCAGCGCCUCCGGUGUGAACCACUAGCCUUUAAUGCACCAGUGGUAUGUCUGUUUCAGGGUCUGUUCUUAUUUAUCAACCUCUCUGCACGGAUCUUCAAUUUUUGAUUAAUCAUAUCAAAUAUCUAUUAUUAGUAAUUUACUUUGUUUUCGGGCCGAUGGCGCACAUCGUACAACUGUACACGUUUUAUAUUUUUCUCACAAAUGAACAAAUAUUUGACAAUUUUAACAAGCAGCCUAUUGAACAUGAACUUUUCUUGCAGCAAACCUAUUCAACUCUGUUACAGCAUUCAAUCUAUUGGACCGACAUUUAGACCAAUUUUGACGAUGGGAUUUACAAGUAUUGUUGUUUGGCACUGAUGAAAUUUAAGCAUAGAAAUGUGUGUUGUGCUUUUCUGUGUGGCUUUUUGUUUUUACUGUAAAUGUAUCUGUUGUUUUUUCCGUUCUAUGAAUAAACUAAAGAAUUAAAUGUGU
Messenger RNA from Anoplopoma fimbria (sablefish), 3253 nucleotides. It is a transcript of the gene mpx, whose product is annotated as myeloid-specific peroxidase. The transcript is spliced from 16 exons. Bases 38 to 2362 code for a protein of 774 amino acids. The record is from RefSeq and is a predicted model, not a curated record. Gene Ontology annotation, biological process: response to oxidative stress. Gene Ontology annotation, molecular function: protein binding; heme binding; peroxidase activity. NCBI's taxonomy places the organism in Eukaryota, Metazoa, Chordata, Actinopteri, Perciformes, Anoplopomatidae.